CCGGAUAUCUUCUAAAGGAUUUUAGUAGAAGAUAACGUCAUGGACUCUGUUCUGAUCAGCUUAGGGCCUCCUACAGUCCACCAACUGAAAACUAAGAGACAGAAGUUUGGAACAAUGACCAGAGUGACUAUAGGUGAAAAAGAUGUGAAGAAGAUAAAUAAAACCAUCGUACUUGUUGGAGAAACGGGGACGGGAAAAUCAGCUCUGAUCAAUGCUUUGGUGAACUACACCAUGGGAGGCACGUUUGAGAAGAAGGUCUGGUUUCAGGUUGUGGAGGAAGAGGAGGAGGAUGGCCACACAUCAGAUGUGAUUGUGUAUGACAUCUUUGAUUUUAAAGGUAAAGCUCUGCCCCACUCUCUGACCAUCAUUGAUACUCCUGGAUGUGGAGACAACAGAGGGACUGAACAUGAUGUCAUUGUGAGUCAAAGACUGUUUGACUUGUUUCGAUCUGAGGAUGGAGUUGGUGAGAUUUGGGCAGUGGGUCUGGUGAUGAAGGCCAGUGAGAAUCAGCUGAGUGAUUCUCUGAGCUACAUAUUUGAUUCAAUAAUGUCUCUGUUUGGAAAAGGCAUUCAAAACAACACUGUGGCUCUGAUCACACACUCAGAUGGAGCAACACCUAAGGUUGCUCUACAAGCUCUUAAAGAUGCAAGCGCUGCAUGUGUGAAAGAUGAGAACAACCAGCCUCUCCACUUCACAUUCAACAUCCAUCAGAAUGAGGCCAGAACAGAGGAAACUAGCUCAGAUCUGGAACAAGCAUGGAGGGUGACUGAGAGGGGAAUGAGUCAGUUCUUGUUUUUUCUUGAAAAGGCUUCACCUCAACAGCUGCAGGCAAAGUUUGGGUUUAACUCACAAAUCAGGCUUGCAGCCUCACUCCAAAACCUACAUGAGAAAAUCAAACUAAAUGAACUCAAACAGAAAGAAAUGAAGCAGCUUCAAGAAGCACUGAAGAAACACAAAGAAGAGAAGAAAAGGGAUGAAAAUGUCAUAGAAGUAGAUGAAGUCUACACAGAGAAAGAACCUAUCGAUGGUGAGAUGUUCUUCUUAAAAGCAGCUGUCUGCUGCACCGUCUGUAAGGAGAACUGCCACUAUCCUGGGUGUACGAUGGCCCUGAACGCUGACCAGUGUGAGGUCAUACAGCAUGGCCGCUGCACUGUUUGUACCAGGAGAUGUCCUGUGUCAGCACAUGUUAAAGUCAACUGGAGCUAUGUGACCAAGACACAAAAGGUGCAGAGAACCGAAGAGGAAUAUUUAAAGAAGUACCAGAAGCAGACAUCCAUCUAUACAAAGAUGAACCUUCUAGAAAUUCUGGAAAAGGAAAUGGAAAACCUAAAAUCAGAGAAGACAGGACUGGUAGAAAAGUCCUACCAACGAAUUGUAAGCCUGGAUCAAACUGUCCUUAAAGUUUCUUCAAUUUCCUUCUACUUAAAUUUGGACUUCCUGAUUGAAAAGAUGAAAGAAAAAGGAGAUUCAGAGAGGCGUCAGAGACUGCAGGAGAUAGACCAGCAGAUGGAUGGAAGAGCCAAAGCCCUGCUUGAGUGCAAGGUUAACAACAAAUCUCCACAACAAAUCUUUCCCAGCAGUGUUCUGAUCCGUUCCGGAUCUCCUGCGGUCUACCAGCUCAGAACAAAGAAGGAGACCUUUGGGACUCUGACCAAAGUGACAUUUGGUAAAAAAAAGCUGAACAAGCCAAAUAAAAGCAUCUUGCUUGUUGGUGAAACAGGAGCAGGGAAGUCUACUCUGAUCAACGCUCUGGUCAACCACGCCAUGGGAGUGAAGUUUGAGGAUGAAGUCUGGUUUCAGAUUGUAAAAGACGAGAACAGAAAUCAGACAGAAAGUCAGACCUCAGAUGUGAUGGUGUACGAGAUCUUUGGUUUUGAAAGUAAAACUCUUCCCUUCUCUCUGACCAUCAUCGAUACUCCUGGAUAUGGAGACACCGGAGGGAUUGAACAUGAUGUCAUCGUCAGUGAAAGAUUGUUCGAGUUGUUUCGAUCUGAAAAUGGCAUUCAUGAACUUGAUGCAGUGGGUCUGGUGCUGAAGUCAAGCGUGAAUCGUCUGAGUGACCGACUGAAGUACAUCUUCGAUUCAGUGAUGUCUCUGUUUGGAAAAGACAUAGAGAAAAACAUUGUAGCCCUGGUCACUCACUCCAGUGGAAGAAGGCCGAAGGACCUGCUUCAGGCUCUCGAAGCUGCAGAUAUUAGAUGUGCCAAAGAUGAGAAGGAACAACCUGUUUACUUCCUGUUUAAUAACUGUCAACAAGAUGAGCGAACAGACGAACCAGAAUACCUGGAAAAUGCUGAUAGAAUAGCAAGGAGAGGACUGAGUGGCUUUACUGCCUUCCUGGGAAAAACUGCACCUCAAAAACUAGAAACGACUUUGGAUGUUCUCAAUGAACGGAUCCGACUGGCAUCCUGCAUCCAGAACCUGCAGGAUAGGAUCCGAAUGUCUGAACUGAAACAGGCAGAAAUUAAGCAGAUGCAAGAAGCUCUGCAGAACCAUGAAGAAAACACUAAGAAUGAGAAGUUUGCUGUAGAAGUUGAUGAAGCCUACAAAGAAAAAGAGUCCAUUGAAGGAGAUUUGUGGUUGAUGACUUUAUUUAAAGGAGCAGUCUGCUGUACCGUCUGUGAGGAGAACUGUCACUAUCCUGGAUGCACAAGUUCUACAAGCCUUAAAGACUGUGAGGUGAUGAAAGAUGGCCGCUGCACCGUUUGUUCUUUGAAGUGUCCUGUAUCUGCUCAUGUGAAAGGAAAGUGGAGAUAUGUGAACAAGACAAAGAGAGUUCAGAAAAGUCUGGAUGAGAUUAGAAGAAGAUCCAAACGAGAAAAAGGUUGGAAUUUUUUAGAAAAACUCGAGAAAGACAUGAAAAAGCUGAAAGCAGAGAAGUCUCAGCUGCUGGAAGACUCCUACCAACAUGUUGUCAACUUGGAGAAAAUUGCCUUGAAAGUUUAUUCAGUGUCCACAUAUGUCCACUUUGACUUUCUGAUUGAAAGGCUGAAAGAAAGUGAACAGUCUAGCAAGAUUCAGAAACUGGAGGAGAUGAAAAACAAGGAGGAUGGAGGAACUAGAUCGAAGGUUAAGCAUGUGUGGAGUAAAAUGAAAGCAGUUGGCAAAAAAAAUUCAAAAGGUCUUAAAUUAGUAAAUCUAACAGCAGCUUAAUCAGAUUUGCUGAAAGUACACAACAUACCACUCACCUGCUACAUUCUUUGAACACCAUCUGUUACUCGCUAAUCAUGUUUGAUUUACAGCGUGAGCCAUGGCAACUCUUGUCAUUGGAUGACCAUUGUGCUUGCCAUACAUAAUUAUAUGUGAAUUGGGCUUGCUGUAUUUCCACAACUUUUUACUGUUGCCAUAGUUUACCUGGAAUCUCAAGACCUUUUUCUACUACAAAAUUAAGGAGGUUUCUUCAAACUCCGACAUGUCAUCAGUACCAGUUAGUCAUUCUGGCAUUGCUUUGGUGUGGAGAGCUUCAGAUGGGAAAGCCAUCAACUCAUUUUGUAACAUAACAAAAAGCUGGGGAGGCGCAUCUUAUCCUCUUUUUGCUGGCUGUGGUGAUUACAUAUGACACACGUGUUCAUCAUGCGUUUUCAUCUCCCCUCAGCUAACAUCUAGACCAUGAUGCUUGGUUAUGAAUUCAUGAACUGCUAAAAAUCUGUUCAGAGUAAUACUGAUAUAACCACUGAUUACUGUUUCAUAUUGGUAGCAGCACCUCUUUGUUAAUAAUAUAAUUUAUUUAUGUAAUUCAUGAUAAAGAUCUGGUUGUUGCUGAAGGUCUGUUUGUGCAUUAAUAAUACUUAUUGGAAAUGGAAUAUUAAAUUAAUUACUUCAUGUAUAUGGUGGAAUCAGGUGGAUGAAGAAAGUUAAUGUUCUUCAUGACUUUCAGCUGUUAACACUUUGGAAUAAAGGAAUAUUUAUUUUUGUUAUUUGUUGUAUUUCUUACUUCAAAAGGCUAAAAUAUGAUUAUUCUUAAAGACGAGUUGGAAUCAGACUAAAAUAUUAGAUCCUUGUAUGUUUGAGUUGAUGUUCUAACUUUAAUACUGUAUAUUCUCUUUCUCUAUAUGGAAUUGUUUGGUACAAAGUGUGUGAAUUGUUAAUAAAAGUGAUUAAUGAACAACAA
This is a messenger RNA of Girardinichthys multiradiatus, 4111 nucleotides long. RefSeq lists its product as uncharacterized. The coding region runs from base 40 to 3153 and encodes 1037 amino acids. The record is from RefSeq and is a predicted model, not a curated record. The transcript is spliced from 3 exons. Lineage: Eukaryota; Metazoa; Chordata; Actinopteri; Cyprinodontiformes; Goodeidae. Gene Ontology annotation, molecular function: ATP hydrolysis activity; GTP binding.